AUCCUCAUCAUCCCUGGAAAACGCAGGAACCCUAAUUUUCUGAGAGUUCGAUUAGAAGCGAAGACGAUGUCAGGGAGGGAAGUUAAAGAAUACACAAAUCUCUCCGACCCUAAAGAUAGGAAACUAGGGAAGGGGGGUAAGAUAGAUGAUGAAGAUGUCACCUUUCAACGGAUGGUUGCAAAGGGAUAAUGGCCCCUGCCAACUUUUUUUUGUGGUUAUUUGCAUUUAGAUGCAAGAUGUUGCUGGUGAGCGUGGAGGCUAUCUUCAUGGAAGAGGCGCUUUGGACAGCGACGAUUUACUUUAUUUGAAAGAGCAGAUGGAGGCAGAGCAGGAUGCAGAGCGCCUUCUGAGACGAACUGAGAAGAGGGCUUUUGCUGCCUUUAAAAAAGCUGCAACCCAAGCUGAUUCAUCUCCAGCAUCUAUUCCUUUGCCACUUCGUGUUGAGACCAAACCAAAGAGUGGUAUCAGGCAGCAAGAUUUGCUGAGAAGGGUUGUUGAGGUUAAACCAAAGCGACCAAAGGUCUCUACGACCUCAAGUGCAGAAAGAAGCGAUAUAGGUCCAACAGAAGCAAAGGUUCAAAGAGAUAAGCAGAAAGAAGAAGCUAAUGCAGUGUCAAAGAAACUGGACAGACCUGAGGAGGAGCAACCCAGAGGGAAAGCAGCAGAAAGCAAUGUGCAAGGUCAAAAUGCUUUGAAAGGCUUGCUGGGAUUAGCAUAUGAGUCUUCAGAUGAAGAAGACUGAGAGGAGUGAUGAACACUGAACAGGGUUCUUUCUCCAUUUAGUCUCGUCGCGUUUUGUUUUUGCCGUCUCCAAUAUUUAUGUUGAAAGCUUAUAAGAGUUUAGCUUUAAUGUUCAAGACAGCCCGUGGAGCCCUGCACUUGUUGUAAUUUGUUGAGAUCAAACGGGUUUGUUGGAGUUUGAAAUAGAGAAUUGUUUCCGAAACCAUACGGUUGUCAUGUUAUGUUAGUAAGAGCUCAUGAUGUCAAACGUACAAAUUUACAUGAAGAAAAUGGGAAGAGAAGGCUAAAUUAACUAGGUGAUCAUGAGUUGAACAAACUUCUGGCUAUCAGAGCUUUCAGGCUUCCAAGUGCCUGUAUUGCAGAAAUUGAGAGGUUAUGUUCGGCUUUCUUGUGGUCAGGGCCGGACAUGAAAAGGUUGCUUGGGUGGAUGUAUGUAAACCAAAACAUGUAGGGGGACUAGGCAGGCACUCCAUCUCUAAAGGUGGUAAAUAUGGUCAGUUGCCUUAAGCUUAUAUGGUGGUUGUGUUCGGCGAAGUCGCUGUGGAUGCAAUGGAUACAAAUGUAUCUUAUUCGAAAGAAUUUGUUAUGGUCUUUACUUUGAGGGAAACUUCCCAAGCUGGAUCAUGGUUGUGGAGGAAAAUUUUAAAUGCUCGAGAACUGGCUAAAGCUUUUCACACAUUAGAAAUGGUGUAACCACUUUUUUUUUGGUUUGAUUGUUGGACUGACAUGAGCAGAUUACAUGACAUUAUUGGAAACAGAGGUGUUACAUUGACAUUGACAUGGGCAUAGCAGAAACAGCAACAGUGGAAGAUGUCAUUAACACCCACAGGCAGAUAAGGCAUCGAGUCUCGGGCUUAAAUCAAGUGGAGGAUGAAAUAGAUUAGAGGAGGCAAACAAGGGUUGAGGUAGAGGAUAUUCAGAUAUGGAGACAAAAUGAAAAUAAGUAUAGCAACAAAUUCUCAUAUAAGAACACUUGGCAGCAAAUAAGAUAGAAGUGACCACAGUUUAUUCUUGGAGUAAGAGUAUCUGGUUUGCGAAUAGAACACCAAAGUAGGCCUUCUUAAUGAGUGGAAUUUUGGGUGAUGACUGACUAUACUACUACUAGUAAUUUAAUGGAAGCUCUAAUAAAGGAAUCAACAUCAAGCCGGAUAAAACUCUUUAUUACAAUACAAGGUAUGCUGCUUUCCAGGCGGCUGCAGUCCACUGUAUAUGGCGUGAAAGAAUUAACCGGAGACAUGGAGAGGAUCCUUCACCUCCUCUCAGACUUGAGAAGCAUAUGGACAGGAGAA
Brassica oleracea var. oleracea is the source of this 2030-nucleotide messenger RNA. RefSeq lists its product as uncharacterized. The transcript is spliced from 6 exons. The record is from RefSeq and is a predicted model, not a curated record. Lineage: Eukaryota; Viridiplantae; Streptophyta; Magnoliopsida; Brassicales; Brassicaceae. The coding region runs from base 230 to 742 and encodes 170 amino acids.